UUUCCCGUUCUUGUUCUUGUUCUUGUUCGUAGUGCGGUGUUUCAUCUGCUACUCCGUGGCCGUGGAAGAUUGUUUCGCUGAAUGCUCGCGGGGUUCAUUCGUGUAGUUUUUGAUGGUGAAUCUCGCACCCAAGCGGUUCUGUGUCAUUUGAAGGAGAGCCAACGAUUUCUUUCUUGGUUUUUGGAUGGUGGGUCAUUUGUCUUUGCGCAUGGUGCGGCGAAUUGGAAAUGGCGAGAGCCCAAAGGGGACAUUUUUUUGUGGGUAGACAGAGACCGAGGGAAACCCGUUUGAUGUGAUGGGAAUUCAAGAUCCACUUAUGGGCACUAGGCUUGCCCACGUUUGUUGGGUACUUAUUGACUGAUGUACGUGAGCGUGAUCACUUGUGCACGAUCUGAAUCGGGGCUCGUUUGCUCCCUUAAUCGGUCUGAGCCAUGGCAUUCAUCAGCAAGGUGGGGAACAUUCUAAAGCAGACUGUGAGCAAGCAUGCCAACUUUGAGUCAUCUGCUCAUUGUCCAUCUAUGUACCAGGCUAUAAGGUGCAUGUCCUCAAAGCUUUUCAUUGGAGGUCUUUCUUAUAGCACUGACGAUAUAAGUCUCAGAGAAGCUUUUGCAGGAUAUGGGGAGAUUAUUGAAGCUAGAGUAAUUAUGGACCGUGAAACCGGAAGGUCUAGAGGUUUUGGGUUUGUUACUUUGGCUUCUAGCGAUGAGGCCUCCAAUGCAAUCCAGGGCAUGGAUGGACAGGAUCUUCAUGGCCGAAGGAUAAGAGUGAAUUAUGCCAUAGAGAAAUCUCGCGGAGGAUUCGGCGGUUCUGGUUUUCGACAAGGUGGUGGUGAAUUUGGUAAUGCGGGUAAUUUUGGCGCUGGAGGUUAUGGAGGAGGCGGCGGGUAUGGUUAUGGACAAGGAGGGGACAGCUACAAUGCCAGAGCUGGUGGAUAUGGCGGUCGCAGUAGUUAUGGGGGUGGCAGCUACGGUGGUGGCAGCAAUUUCGACGGUGGAAACAGUGGUGAUUUUGGUGCCGACAGUAGGGGAGACUUCGGUGUUCCUGGUGGUGGUGGUGGUGGUGCCAAUGGUGGUGACUUCUUUCCCAGUGAUAAUGCUGGGGCAGAAACAUUGGAAGACAAUCCUAAGGGCGAUGACAAUGAACCCGAUAAUUGUGCCAACACCAGGGUCUGAUCAAAAGCCAUAUCUUGACGGCUAAUCUCAAUUAAGUAAAUAGCCGAGGGACGGAGGAUGAGUCGGAGUGUAAGGCUCGAAAGGUGUUCUCUGUUCUCUUGCUCUUGUGUUCUUCCCUUUUCGCUUGAAAACAAUGAUGGUUAUAAUUCUAUCAUGGCCUGUCGUUGAUGUCUCAUCUCAUGUCCGUCGAAUAAUGCUAAAAAGAUGGUUUGCCCAGGGAAUUGUACUCUUAACUGCGAAUGUAAAAAUCAAGAUUUUAGACC
Syzygium oleosum is the source of this 1435-nucleotide messenger RNA. RefSeq names its product glycine-rich RNA-binding protein 3, mitochondrial-like. The transcript has 5 exons. Gene Ontology annotation, molecular function: RNA binding. The coding region runs from base 432 to 1172 and encodes 246 amino acids. NCBI's taxonomy places the organism in Eukaryota, Viridiplantae, Streptophyta, Magnoliopsida, Myrtales, Myrtaceae. The record is from RefSeq and is a predicted model, not a curated record.